AUGUCAGAUCCUCAAUUGUCGUCCUCAAAUGUCGUCCUCAUUUGUCGUCCUCAUAUGUCAGAUCCUCAAUUGUCGUCCUCAAAUGUCGUCCUCAUUUGUCAUAUCCUCAAACCUCUUUCAAAUAUUCGUUUACCAAUAAAUUCAACAUUCUCAACACCAAUUCAAUUGCAUAAUCCACAUUUUACAACUCUUCGAAUUUUGGAAAUAUUUUCUAGUGAUUGUAAUAUUCAAUUAGAAUUUCCAACAGAAUUUAUAAUUAAAUCAAAUAAUUCAAUAAAAUCGAUUUUAAUGUCUUUUGAAACAAGAAAAAUAGCUGUAGCAAAAAUUAUUGGAAAUGUUGAACGGAAUACAACUUCAUUUAUUUUUAUUAAAUAUUCUCUGUUAGAAGAGGUUAAUGAUGAAAAUGAGAGACGCUCAUUUUACAAGUCAAAAAUAGGUUUAAUUACAAUUCCGGUUGAAACACAGGUUACUCUUCGACGUGAUCUCUUUUCAACAACAAAUUUAUUAGAUUUUGGUCUUGUAAAAGCAGGAAAACAAUUUUUGUCUCCACUCAAAUUAACUGUGUUUUCCACAUUAGAAAAAAGUGUAGAAAUUGAUUCAAUUUAUUCUGACAAAUCAAAAAUGAUUUAUAUUCAAUAUGAAACACAUCCUCCAAUAUCGUUGAAGUCGGCAACGCGUGGACAACAACCAGGCUUAAUAGACAUUGCUAACAUAAAUAUUGAUACAUUUAUUGACGACAAAAUUACUCCCAAAAAUAAUAAUUCAACAACCAAAACAAAAAUAGGCCGUAUUUUUAAAAAACAAGGAAAAAUAAUGGCUGUAAGUAGAGGAGGAAAUUUUAAUGUUACAGUGCCUUUUUUUGCUCAACUUUAUGAAGGUGAACUUGAAUACAAUUUAAAUGAAUUAUCUUUCCAUAAAAAUUUAAAACCUUUUCGGAGACGUGAAAUAAUUUUAACUAAUACAUGCCCUUUUCCUUUGGCUAUUUUUGGAGCUGAAAUUGCAGAAAAUGGAAAAGAUUAUUUUGAGAUUUUUCUUAUCGAAUCGCCUAUAAUUCUUUCUCCCGGCCAAUCUUUGCCUUCUCUAAAAAUUUUAUUUAAAAAUUUCAUUCCUUCAACUAACCUUUCUUCAUCGCAUAUUAUUAUCAACACAAAUCUCACAAAUUUUCAAUUGCCUUUGUAUAUAUUUGAUGGAGAAAUAAAUAUCACUUUACAUUCUAUUGAGCAAAAUAUUUUUAAUUUUGGUCUUUUAAAAAAGGGAGAGAAUCGUUCUAUUUUGGUUGGGAGGACUGGGAAAUACUCGAAAAUUUUUCUUACUUUCCGGAUCCUAAUUUUUUAAAAGUAGUUGUCUUGUGACUAGAGAGUGUGUUUCGGGAUUGGGGGAGGAGAGUUUCAACACACAAGGAAUUCCUCACUAGGAAAAAAAAUACUGUUUGUAUUAGGGAUUGCACCUACAAAAUUCCCGAUUGCCAAAAUCGGGAAUUCCAGACAAUUUUUGAGUUGGGAUCAGAGCUGCACGAAAAUUUUUGUUUCGUUUUGUUUUUUGUUAUUUUCAUGGAUUUUUUAUGAUUUUCGUUUUCGUUUGAAAUUUUUUUUACCUUUUUUUCGUUUUCGUUUCGUUGUGGGCAAAAUUUCAUUUUCAUCAGCUCUGGUUGGGAAUUCCCGAUUGCCAAAAUCGGGAAUUUUGUUUUUAUCUUGGUACGAUCCCUGGUUUGUAUUUUAACGGAAGAUUUUGGUAAGAAGUUCGGAGAUUCUUUUUUUUUUGAUUAUUUUUUUUGGGUCCGGAUCUUUC
Molecule: messenger RNA, 1788 nt
Organism: Meloidogyne enterolobii
Lineage: Eukaryota; Metazoa; Nematoda; Chromadorea; Rhabditida; Meloidogynidae
Source: the annotation of a GenBank genome assembly